CCGACAAACCCACGCACACUUGCAGAUGUGCGUGAAGAGGUUGCCCAGAGCCUCGCAUUCCGUAUGAUCACUAAAGCACGCACCGUCGAUGGUGUGCGCAUAGGUGUUCACUUCACUUUCUCGAAGAAAGACGAUGGUCGCUUUCUUCGACUUGUCACUUCCCAUAUCCGUGCGCGACUACCUUCGUCUCGAUAUCUCUUUGCUAUAGCAACUACCGGUGCAUCCCCAACAAGUCGUGGUACUCGGGGUGGCGCUCGCAUUUCAAACGCACUGGUCAUUUGUGGGUCAGAUGAGGAUGAUGUGCAGCGUGCUGUACUCCUCGCAUCUUCCAAAUUUUUGGGACGCGUCGAUGCAGUUCAAAACACGGGUACUCUCCUUGCUGCCUCUGUAAGGCAUAUUGGCUCAUCUUAUGAUGACGCUGCCUUAUGGGACGUGUUGUCCAAGUCUGUACGCGCUCCCAUUGAUCCUCUUCUUCCUCCACCCGGAUCUCGCAGCAUUGAUCAACUUCUAUCUGAUGCUCGAUCAAAGCUCGAGCGAAUGACGCCCCGACAAGCCUAUGAUGCCCUUCACGACCCCACAUUUCCAAUGCCGGUUUUUCUUGUGGAUAUUCGCCCAGCUUCCCAACGUGCUCGUGAAGGCGGGAUCCACGGAUCCCUCAUCAUCGAGCGAAACGUUCUGGAAUGGCGCUUUGACCCUCGUUGCGAAGCACGACUCGCAAUUGCAGAUCGCUAUGAUUUAAAGAUAAUCAUAUACUGUCAGGAGGGGUAUACCAGCUCUUUGGCUGCGGCAUCCCUCCACGAGCUUGGGUUGCUCAAUGCGACUGAUAUAGUGGGCGGUUUUGCCGCAUGGGGUGCAGCUGGCCUACCAGGUCAGAUAAGGCCCCCGUCCACAAUCAGUGAUGAAGAAAGCUAUCAAAUUAGCCAGCCCUCG
Suillus subaureus is the source of this 930-nucleotide messenger RNA. RefSeq lists its product as uncharacterized. The record is from RefSeq and is a predicted model, not a curated record. The transcript has a single exon. NCBI's taxonomy places the organism in Eukaryota, Fungi, Basidiomycota, Agaricomycetes, Boletales, Suillaceae. The annotation marks the transcript as partial.